Molecule: messenger RNA, 3348 nt
Organism: Aspergillus bombycis
Lineage: Eukaryota; Fungi; Ascomycota; Eurotiomycetes; Eurotiales; Aspergillaceae
Product: tetratricopeptide repeat domain-containing protein
Exons: 8
Coding region: 1-3348 (1115 amino acids)
Molecular function (GO): ADP binding; protein binding
Source: RefSeq, a predicted model, not a curated record
AUGGCCACAGGGGCAGGCUUUGCGACUACCGGCCAUCUUCGGGUACUACGGAAUCCUGUUGACGCAUCGCAGGAUGGCUCUUGUUCUCGUUCCUGCGUCGGAACUACCUCGCCGGAGAACUGGCCAUUUGCUAACAAGGAAUGGCUCGCCACCCUACCGGGCUCCCUAUUGGGGCCACGCAUCCUUGUCUACGAAUAUGGCUCGCCAUUUGGGGUCACCAAGCCGUCAUGGGAAUCGUUUCUGAUGCUUGGUUAUGACUUUCUUGAGCAUUUAAGGGACAUGCGAUCACAGUUGGACUCAGAUCUGGCAACCAACAAGCCAUUCCUGAUAGUCUGCCACAGCUUAGGUGGUAUUGUAGUCAAGCAGGCUUUGUGCGUUGCUAACAAACAGUUUUCUCGAUAUGGAUCAAUUGUCAAUGCAAUUGCUGGCGUGAUAUUCCUAAGCACUCCGCAUCGAUAUGGCGAUAGGGCCACUACCUUGCUACGGUUUCGAGACGUCUUGGAGGCAACAACCGGUAAAAGCUUGAGGAUGCCAAACGCCCAUAUUGAGCAGGAGGGCGCAAUAUUACUCGACCUGGCAGAUAGAUUCGAGGGAAUUUCGCUCCGUACUCCUAUACUAUCCGUCUAUGAGCUGAGAGAAUCAAAAAACAGCUCAACUACGUUGCUUCAAAAAUACCAACAAUUAGUCAACCGCGAAGCUUGCUCGACUCAUUCCCCAAUGGAAACAGUCAUUGGCCUCAACCUCAAUCACCACGAUACAUGUUUUUUCACUAAGAGCGUUGGUGGCGAAGGCUUGACAGAGUUCAACUCGUUUAUUCACGAGACUUUGAAUGACGCCAAGCGUCUUGUGGCACUUCGACUGGAGGACCAGGAAUACCAAUACGCGACGAUGAGCGCCUACUCGCCCACAAUGAGCGAAUCGCCACUUAAAGCGGAGCAAUUGGAACUUACCGAAUACCCGUCAAACAAAGCAACUGAAGGGCCUUCAAACGGAGCAACAGAGGGAACAUCUCUUUCGGGGUUUGAGUUCGUACAUCAUACACCACCCAACCCUGAGAUUCGAAAAUCACUUCAUCUACCAUGUUUCCUUCUCAAUACGCAUACGGCAAACGCGGACUUCUGCGGCCGCGAAGAUAUCUUGGAACGACUUGCGGCCGAGCUCUUACCUUCGAAGACUGUAGUAACAGCAUCGGGUACCGGUCUACGACAAUUUGCACUUUGUGGGCUUGGGGGAAUCGGAAAGACAGAAAUCGCUCGCGAGUUCUCCCGGCGCCACAAAACUUCCUUUGAUGCAGUAUUCUGGGUUGGUGCGGAUGAGAUCGCGAAACUUGACCAUCAUUAUCAACAAAUUUCAGUAGCACUGGGACUUGAGGACUCGUCCGACUGCAAGAGCCAAGUUGUCAGCAGAGAAAUUGUGAAGGGAUGGCUCUCUAACCCACGAAAACAUCUCUCAGAGUCGGAUGAGCUUGUUCAACCUGGCAGCGCUAGAUCAGAAGCAAACUGGCUUCUUAUAUUUGAUAACGCAGAUGACCCAAUGUUGUUGGCAGACUACUGGCCUCAAGGAAGUGGAUCAAUUCUAGUCACCAGCCGCGAUCCAUUGGCCAAAGGCAUGUUUACAAGAAGGCCUUCGGGCUUGGAUCUCGGCCCACUUUCUCAACAUGACAGCCUAACUCUCUUAAACCAUCUCACUGCCAAUUUCAAUGAGCCUGAAGAUGAUACAGCCAGAAAAAUCUCCAAUGCGCUUGGUGGAUUCCCUCUAGCUAUCUCCCAGAUGGCGGGGAUCAUCCGUCGACAGGAUCUCACCUUGUCUGAGUUCUUCGAGCUUUAUACGGAUCAUGAAGAACACGCUAGUCUUUACGAGACCAAGUUCGAUACAAAUUUAGUUACAUAUAGCCACACUCUAUCUACUGUCUGGGCAUUUGGAAAGCUGAAGCCUCAGUCUAGACAGUUGCUGGGGCUGAUUUCAUUUCUUGAUCCCGACCUCAUUGGAGAAGAUUUAUUGAUGGAGGCAUCUGUGAAAUUGAUCUCGGAGGGGGCACAAUUCAAGAGGAGUAUUUAUAUUGAGGCCCGAACCGAUCUUUUGCAGUCAUCUCUGGUACAAAGGGAUAAGCAAAACCAGCAACUAUCAGUCCACCGCAUUGUGCAAGAUGUAAUCUUGGCAACAAUGGACGCUACAAAGAAACGGUUCAUGUGCGACCAAGUUGUGCGGAUCCUUUGGACGGGGUGGCCAUCGGCUAUGCCGAAGCCAUCAAAAGAGCCACAGUUACCCCAACCCAGAUCAGCCGGCGGUAGAUUGAGCGUUGGAAGAUGGCCCGUUUGUGCAGCGAUUUACCCCCACGUUCUAAGAAUACAUCAGCUCUGGUCAGCGAUUUCAAAUCCCUCAGAGGCCACCAGUUUGCUUUUUGCAAAAUUACUGACUGAGGCUGCAUGGUACCAAAAAGAGCGGGGACGAACAAAGCAUUUCGACGGCUUCUUCGAGACUGCUCGCGGUAUUUGUGAGUCGUCAGUACACCCAGAUCGAGAUUCACUGCUUGCAGAUAUCUACUUCUGCUUAGGAUCUAUUGCGAUGGAUACGAACGAUUUCAAUGGAAGCCGUAUCUAUAAGGAACUUUCCUUUGAUUUGGUUUCCAAUAUCUGCAAGGAGCUGGGAACUGCGGAUGAGAGAUUCUACCUCGCCUACGCAGAACGAGGGAUCUCACGCACUCAGGAUGGACGGUACAAAGAAGGCGAAGCCGACCUCAAAGAAGCGCUGCGGAUCCGCAAAGCCCUCGGAAACUACAUUCCCCGGGCAGGUGAGGCCAAUCUGAGUUGGGCUCUUCUCGCGCAGGGCAAGCUUGAAGAGUGCAACACGCUCCUACUGGACAGCUUGGCCGGUAGAGAGAAAGUUCUAGGCAAGAAUGAUCGAGAAUCUGUCCGGACUGGACUGAUUCUUUAUGUACUCGGUAAUCUCCGUGCUGCACAAAGCCAAUGGGAUAAAAGCUUUGAAUUCCACUACAGGGCGUGGGACCACAUGCGCGCGACGGUUGGCGAAAAAGAUUUCUAUACUGCGAGUGUCGCCCAUAAGAUUGCCGAGCACUUUUCCCGCUUGGGCCGGAGCGAAGAGGCGAUUUCUAUGAUCAACGGGGCGUUGGACAUUUGGUCUGUUGAUCCGACUGCACACAAAAAUGAGAUCGCUCGCAGUACAUUUCUUAAGGGCAAAAUUUUCGAAACAACGGGUAAAAUCCAAAAAGCUUCCAUCAGCCUUAGGGUUGCCUGUCGCUUGAGGAAGGAAAUUACCGGGGAGGAUCGAGAUGUGAAGAGCUUGGCGAUGGAAGACUUUGACGAGAUUGUUGCUUUUUGGGCUCGUUGA